This is a messenger RNA of Cimex lectularius (bed bug), 1896 nucleotides long. RefSeq lists its product as uncharacterized. Gene Ontology annotation, molecular function: protein binding. Lineage: Eukaryota; Metazoa; Arthropoda; Insecta; Hemiptera; Cimicidae. The transcript has 3 exons. The record is from RefSeq and is a predicted model, not a curated record. Bases 99 to 1415 code for a protein of 438 amino acids.
GUUGGCGGUUCCCAUCUUGUGACGUCACGAUCCGCCUAAUGCACCCCCUUCACAGAGCUCUCUAAUACGCUAUCAGCAAUCAGCAACCUCGCCUUGACAUGACUGAGGAAAAUGGCACCCGGGACCUUUUCUCAGCCCUGCCGGCCGAGCUGUCCGAGAUGAUCUUGACCUACUUGCCGGCCGAGGACCUCGCAAGUGCCGGUGCCGUGUCCAAAUCCUGGUUUAGGAUUGCCAACUCGGAAUUCCUGUGGAAGAACGUCUGCUCGAGGGAUCGGAUCCUCGAAGAAAAACUCAUAGAUGAUUUCUUUGAUAAGGUUGAAGAACAACGGUGCCGUUGGGCGAGGUUGUACCAGUACACGCAACGCAGGAGUAAAAGGUGGAAGAGUGAUAAGUACAGGAGUAUCAACACUCCCAAGAUCCUUACUGCCUUCGUCCACGGCGUCACGCUUCUGGUGGGGACGAAUGACGGUGUCGGUGUCCACUGCAUCGAAGGCAGUCACCUCGUCGUCGUGCAGCACCUGAAGACCGGCAUACCGACCACUUCGAUUACCGCGGUCGGCGACACGCUAGUCUGUGGCGACGGAACGUUCUCAUUUGUCUACACUCUGAAGGGUAGAACGUACCAGCUCGAAUCCACCCUCUCGCCACCGGAUGACCUCGUCCUCACCGGACCUCCUGUCAUAACCGAAAAGAAGAGCGAGGGGGUCAGCCUGAACGUUUUCGUCAUCACGGACGACUUCAUCUGGAUCGGAGUCAGUGAGUGUAAUGUUAUGACGUGCUGCAAGGUGUUCGACCGGGCUGGCAAAUCGUUUAGCAACGUGACGCUCCAUGAUUUGGUUACAGUGAGGCACAACAGGAGUUACGUCUCUGUCCUUCGCCCCUGCGGCGUCCAGGUCUACAGCGAUUCAGGACUUUUAGCUUUCAAACUAGACAGCUGCGCAUUCUACACUGGCCUAGUCAUGUCCGAAAUGGGGAUCGCGUUCCUUCAGUGCCAAGACUUCGGCGACCCGGAACCUGUAUUCUUCGACCUCCACCGGAAGACGUGCUCCGUCGAGAACAGGUUCAAAGUGUACAAGCUGGCCCUGUUCGAGGACAACCUUCUCUACCUGACUGGCCAGGUCAAAUUCACGAUGGUGUCUUUGAAGGCGGACAAGACAAGGUGGGUGACUCCGCUCGCCGGAUCAAAGUACCUCAGGCCAGGCAAAGACCGUUUCCACGUCCUGUGUCGCAAGUUCGUCUUCAUCUGCCCCUCACGCGGCCGGCUCGAUAUGUUCUCACUCUUUGACCUCGAGACCGGCGUCAAUUUCUACGACACCUCCAUAUACACUGCGACCUACAACAUCCUACAAGUGGCCGACACGGGCUUCUUGUACAAAUCCGAUAAGUCUGCCGUAAAACUACGCUCCUACAUAUGAAAAAGAAUAAGGCUGAAACGACUUUUUAAAACAAGGCUGUGUUAAUUAUGUAAAUUGACUUCACUAUAAAACAUUUUAUACAUUCUAAAUACAACUAUCAUUCUUUUGUAUAAAUAAAAGUACAAACGUUUUUUUUAUUUACUUAAAUUGAUUCAUGAUGGCGGGAGGGGCUUUAUGACACUUUUCCGCUAGAGUACCUCCCAAUCCGUUUCCAGGAAUGUAAAUUAAGGUUCCUUUACUUGAAUGGUCAAAAUGAUAAUGUGGAUUGGAGGCGAAAUUUAAGUCUAACAAAAAUGGUUCGUAAUCAAUCAGUAUUAUAAUUUUCUGUUUACUUCAAUUAAUAGGUUAGGGAAAACUCUAGGAAACGAAAGUAUAUGUGCACACUUCAAAGGUUAGAUAAUCACAGCGCCUGUCUCCAAGCGACAAACCAGGCCUAAGCCAACUUGCCUGCAGGGCCAACAGUAUUUAAUAUCACUUAUCU